Messenger RNA from Acanthochromis polyacanthus (spiny chromis), 2286 nucleotides. RefSeq lists its product as uncharacterized. Gene Ontology annotation, molecular function: cytokine activity. Gene Ontology annotation, biological process: cellular response to lipopolysaccharide; cytokine-mediated signaling pathway; macrophage chemotaxis. The transcript is spliced from 7 exons. The record is from RefSeq and is a predicted model, not a curated record. The coding region runs from base 129 to 1229 and encodes 366 amino acids. NCBI's taxonomy places the organism in Eukaryota, Metazoa, Chordata, Actinopteri, Pomacentridae.
CUCCUCGUUCCUACUUCUCCUUCUGCCGGUGCAAAGCAGAAGCAAAAACUCACUGGAAGCUUUAAAAAGGCUGCUGCUUCCAGCGGCUUCAGUCUCUGACGUUAACAGCUGUGGACACGACGGGAACGAUGGACCUGGAUUCUCAUGUCAACGGAGGCGUCCUGAUUCUGCACCAGAUCCACGAGGGAAAGCACCAGUAUGAAGUGGAAAAGGUGGUCAAGUCCACAAAAGAGAACAGGAGUAAAAUGUUUGCCAGGAGAGGAGACAAACUGCUGCAGAUAAACGGCAUCGACCUGCAGGAUCUCACACCCGAGGAGUUGGCACAACUGUUAGCGGAAGGAAACCCGAUGCUGACGGUGCACAAGGCGGGCAGGAUAAAGGAACAAACAGAGCAGCCGCCUCCAGACGAGGACACUUUGCAUCCCGUCUCCAAAGAGUCCACGAUGCUGAACUUUCACUGGGAGAUGAGAAAAGAGGAAGAGUUGGAGAAUGAAGUGGAGAAGGAGGGAGGGAAAGAAAAAGAGAAUGGGGCCGCAGAAGAGGACGUCAGCCAAACUCAGAAUGAGGAAGACGAAGAGGAGGAGGAGAGAGAUCUGCUCAUCAUUACGAUGACCAAAACCAGCAUCUCUGUGGUGAGAGGAAGAGGCUGCGACAGCGGGGGUCCGUGUCAGGGAUGUGGCAGGAUGGGAUGCACUUUAAAUGACGUUGUUGUGGUGUCCGAAACCAGCACAGUGACGCUCGUUCCAAGAGGAAGUGGCAGUUUCAGACAGGAAAAAAUGUCAAAUGUUUUAAUCGAGCACGUCGAUAGUCACCGAUACCUCAGAGGUCAAUGUUCACAGAGGAGCCUCUACGUUUCACCGAACCCAGAAAAGAUUACCAUCUACUACUACAAGUCAAAUGUUAUGGAAAGGAGUUUCCGAGGAGUUCCAGUCGUCCUGAACCUCACCAGUUCAGACUGCUUCCUCAGCUGCUGCAAGGACGGGGACAGAGUGUUCCUACAAGUGGAGCAGUGUGAACAGCAGAGGCUGAAGCAGAUCUCCAAGAGCGACGUGAGCGCCCUCUCCUUCGUCUUCUACAUGAAGUCCAACAAGACCAAACAGCGCAAGUUCGAGUCGGUGCUGCACCCCGGCUGGUUCAUCCACAUCGUCACCGAGACGGAGUGCGUGGAAAUGGCAACGCUGGAUGGCCGCGUGGAGGAUCAUUCGUUCCUCUUUGUUAUUCAGAAGUGAUGGAGAGCCUCUUUUUUCAGACUUACUCCAAGUUCUCAGUCAUGUUACUUUAACAUUUGAAAAUCUUGUGUGAAUAUUAUUUGUGAUUUAAAUUUUAUAUGCAAAAUAAAUAAAUAAAGGCAGGAGAGGAGCUCUUUUGUUUUAGUGACAGGAAACCAGUGAAAUUCUGCUAUUGCAGAAAAGCGUAAAUAUGUAUCAUACAACCAUGUAUUCAGUUCUGUUGAGUGGUUUUUAAAGAUUGUUUUUUUUUUUUACAACCAAUAUUAUAUAAGGAUUUUAAAUGAAAGGAGAUGUAAUUUUCAUUAAAAAACAUACAUUCAAAGAUUAAGUAUAAAAUCAAAGAAAUGUAAUAAUACACUUUUCAGUGUUUACUAUCAUAAGAUAUUGUGAGAUAAAUUACAUAAACAGUCCAAAGAAUCCAAUGCAAGUGAGUUAGAUACUAAAACAUGUACUCUGUAUCCAAUUGAUCACUGGAAAUUACACUUUAAGCCUCGGAUCAUAUUGAAUGUUAACUCAUAAAGAUGUACUACGCUUCUACUUGCAUACUGUGAACUUAAAAUACCUGUUUUGUUAACAUGCAUAUUUUAUCUGUGCAGUAAAAUCACCAGCUUUGGUCAACAGUGUUUUGUAACUAGAAGAAUCAGCUUAAUUUUUUUAAAAAAAUGCAAUAUUUCAGGCGUAGACUUGACAUAUGCAUUUUCAAAAAAUGAAGCACUGACACUUUGCAGUAUUUCAAAAUAUUAUUUUCAUUUCACGUUUCACUUUUCUUGUGCACAUUUCAGGUGCAAAAUGAAAACAUGAAAUUUGAUAUUUUAAAACAAGUAUCAAAUAUAUUACAAACACCCCUGACCAUUAAAGGCUCCAUAAAAUAUUAAAAAGACUUAAGAGACAAAGACAUUUCUUGAGAAAUUCACAUUCCAACAGUCAGACAGAAGAUGAGAUGUUUUGAAUCCUAAAAAUGUCAUAAUCUGCAAAUCAAAAGCACUUAAUUUGAAAGGUAAAUUGGAAAAACUCUUCCUUCUGAAACAACCUUUAUUAAACAUAAACCUUGAAACAA